UGAAAGGCGAGUUCAAGACGACAACAAACCCGCUACAACCUACUAGAAACCACGCGCGAUGGCGACCACUUCGCCCUCGGACGACGAGCUCGUCGCCGCCGUUAAGGUCGUGCGGGAGGCGCACCCGGCGCUCGGCAUCGUCAAGCUCUGGGCACAGCUCAAGAUCGACCGGCCCGGGUGGGCCGUGAGCGAGAAGCGGUUCCGCAAGGCGCUCAGCGCGACCGGCGACGGCGCGUCGUCGUCAUCUACAGCAGCCCCGAAGCCGAAGAAGAACGAGCUCGUCGCACAGACCGGCCUCGACGCCACACUGGACAUUACGGCCGUGGCGCCCAAGGUCAAGGCCAAGAUGUUCGGCGGGACGAAGGGCAAGGGCGUGGUCGCCAAGGCCAAGAUUCAGGCGGGCGAGGUUCUGUGGCAGGAGGAGCCGUGGAUCGCGUGUCCUGAUCCCGGCUUCAAGCCACACCUGGCCGCGCGGCGCCUGUGCGCCAACUGCCUGACGCAGUGGGACCCCGUGCCGCCCAUGGCCGUCGCGUGCCCCUCGUGUGCCGACGCGCACUUCUGCAACCGGCUGUGUCUGUCCCGCGCGCGCCCGCACGUAAGCCACCACGAGCUGCUGUGCGAGGGUGCCAACCCCGCCGCGAAGGAGAUCAACAGCCUCGUGACGGCGCGCGAGUGGCGCAGCCUCGACGUGGUGGCGCGCAUCGUCGCGCGCUGGCGUGGCGAGCGCGCAUGGGGCGAGCCUGGCGCCGCUGACGCCGUCGAGAAGCGUGUGUGGGGCAGCAUUGCGCGCGUCAACAUGGAGACUCGCGAGGCCGAGAAGGCCGACUGGCCAACGCGCAAGGACUUUACGACGCGGCAGUGGCAGCUCGGGCACGCGGCCGUCGUCGCGGCGCUCAACCCGCCGCCCGAGUCCAAGGCGCACAAGCGCUUCACCCAGCUCCUCCAGUCCAAGGCGAAGGGGCGCAAGGUGACGCCGCUGAGCAGCGAGGAGGAGGCCCGGUGGUUCAGCUACGAGUCGUUCCUCGAGCUGCUCGGCCUCGUCAACAUCAACAUGGAGGACUCGGGCGGGCUGUACGCGGUCCACGCGCACCUGAACCACUCGUGCGACCCGAACGUCAUGGUGCGCAACCUGCCCAAGGGGUACGUUGCGCCGACGGAGGCGCAGCUGCCCGCCGAGCUGCCGGCGCGUAACCCGCCCGGCGUGCGGGGCACGAACAAGCUCACGAUCCUCGCGCGCCGCACCAUCCACCCGGGGGACGAAUGUACCAUCUCGUAUGUCGACCAGUCGCUCCCGUGGGACGUGCGCCGCCAGGCCCUGCGCGACGGCUACGGCUUCUGGUGCGAGUGCGUCCGCUGCGAGAAGGAGCGCAUCGAGGAGGAGAAGGAGGCCGCGCGCAAGGCCACGGCGCGCGAGGCCGUCGCCAAGGCCAUGGCCAACCAUGCCGAGGCGAAGAAGGCCGCCAAGGACGGCGCCGUGGACGAGUUAACCGCCAAGGUCGACGAGCUCGCCGUCGACGACAUGUUGUAG
Messenger RNA from Vanrija pseudolonga, 1528 nucleotides. RefSeq names its product putative protein lysine methyltransferase SET5 (gene SET5). Bases 59 to 1528 code for a protein of 489 amino acids. NCBI's taxonomy places the organism in Eukaryota, Fungi, Basidiomycota, Tremellomycetes, Trichosporonales, Trichosporonaceae. The transcript is spliced from 3 exons. Gene Ontology annotation, biological process: negative regulation of gene expression, epigenetic. The record is from RefSeq and is a predicted model, not a curated record. Gene Ontology annotation, molecular function: histone H4K20 methyltransferase activity; protein binding.